CGCGGCCAUCCUCUCCCAAACACCUGCCAUUGCGGCACGCAACCCAACAACCCAACAAGCGCCGUGCCACGCCACGCCACGCCACCCGCUGUGCACAUCAUUCGCAGCAGCCACAAGCGCCAGCCACAAGCGACGAUCGAGCUGACUGUUCACCAUGGAGGAAGGMUCGGUCGACCCCGCCGCCUCUGCUUUCGGCGGUCCACCGGUGGACGAGGGCAGCASCACCACCGCCUCUGCCGCGAUCGGCCCCGUCCGCCGCAAGAUCCGGUCGUUCACCCUCACCCUGGAGCCCCUCCCGAACGGCCUGACGGACGCCGAGGCCGUCCGCGUCCGGAACGCGAUCGAAUCCGUCCUGCAGGCCUAUCUCUUUGAGGUCCAGCCGUGGGCGAUCUACGACGGCAACGACGACGACGCGGCCAGCAACGACCCGGACGGAAGCUACUCCGUGGUGGGAUCGUCCUACGCUGACUCGAUCCGGGAUUCCGGUGCCGGUCGGAACCCAUGGGACCCGAGGGCUACCGACGGUGCCGUGACCUACGUCGGGCUGGUCCUCGAGGACAAGAGGACCGAAACGGCGGUGGCGACGGAGCUGACGAUGACCGGCCUGGUCUAUUUUGCGGAGGGAUCCAGGAACCCGCCCGACGAAAACGAGCUCCUGGAAACCCUCACGACGGAGGAGUCCGCUCUGGGAAACCCGGACCGCGUGGUGGAGGCCCUGAGGGACUCCUUUCCCUCGCUGGAGCUCGUGACGGUCGAGACGGAAGCCUCGGAACCCGUCCUGCUCCAACCGAUCGCCACCGGGGAAACCCCGGGGGCGGUUCCCGAGACGGAGAUCGAGGCCGGGCCCGAAGGGGUGUCCCCGGCCACGCCCGCUCCCGAGCCGCCGGAACAGGCCUCCAACCAGGUGCUGGCGGCGACGGGGGACCACCAAAACCCGGUUCCCUUUGGAACGGGGAGGACCGCGGCCCUGGCGGGGGGGAUCGGCGCCGCGGUGGUCUUUUUCGGCCUCCUUGUCGCGGGCUUUGUCCUGCGGAGGAAGCGGCGCACACCCAAAAGCGCCGGCAGGGGAGACUUUCUGGUGGGGCUGUCGUCGGACUCGGCGAGCCUGGCCUUUGGGAGCCUGUCCCGAGACGACUGGGAGCUCGUCCACGGCAGGGGCAUUCGCAGCACCGGCAACAGCGAUGGCAACCACCGCCAAAGCAGCGACAAACCCGAUGCCGGGCUGGCGCCGCCGUCCUCCCGGGACGGAAUCAGGGGUGGUCCGGUGGCCGUGCCCAUCGGCCACAACCACCACCACAACAACUCUCAACACUACUACGACAACCACCCACGCAGCGUGUAUGACUUUUCGGACAGGGACGGAACCGUGUCGGACUUUAGCGACGUCGUGAGCAUCCAGCCCCACCUGGCCUCGCUGCAGUCUCCCGAAUCCUUCGAGGAACAACACAAGGGCAUGCUGCACCAGGACCUCGUUGUUCAGAAGGACCAACUAGAAUCCACCUUUGAGCGACGAACGAGCGGGCCCGGGCCCACGCUUCCUCCUCCACCAAACAACAGCAGCGGCAACAGCAACAGCAACAGCAGCAAUCACCAGAACAAUCCGAGUGUUUUGAUGGCGAUCACCAACCCACCCACCGGUGUCAGCGCCGCGAGCAACCUUUCCUAUUCGGAUUCUUCCGUCUCGUCUCGGGAACAGCACUCCGGACACGGCUUGCCAUCGAGCCGUGCGGCGGGGGAGGAAGACCGCGACCACGGGGAAGACCGGGGGUUGCGGUACUCCGUGACGAUGCCCAACCCGUACUUCCGCCGAACGAGCUACCCCGGUAGGGCACCCGUGGAAGACCGGUCGUCGCACAGCGUCCUUUUGGCCACGGACACCUCGGCGGCCGGCCUGGCACGCCGGAGGCACAGCACCAGCGGAGCCGUGGACAUGGUCCCAAAGACGUCCGUUCCCGCCGGCUCCUUCCGGAAAGGCAAGGCCGGAAGGAGGAGGAGGAGAAGCGGAUCGUUGGGGGCGGCACCGAAGGACCGCAGGACGAGCGCCGCCGCGGCCGCCGAGGUUUACAGCGACGGCGACGACGACGACGACGACUACCUCGCCUAUUCCGGAGACGAGGAAAACACCUUUGGGGUUCCGGGAUCGGACGGGUGGGACCCCGCCGAUACCGAGCUCAGUUCGAUGGGCGACCCACCGACGCAGGAGGACAUCCAGAUGGUCCUCUUCGAUCCCAGGGUGGGAAACGCGCGGGGGCAAUCCUUGCUGAACGAUUCCGUCCGGAGGGAAUCCGCGAAGCUCCGGCGAAAGCGGCUGUCCCCCACCGAGGCCGCCGCGGGAAAGGGAUUCGGGAACCACAACCAGUACGCACUCGACCGUCAAUCCUCCUACUCCUCCACCGACGACGACGUCGUCGACAUUGAGAGCAACCCUGUUUUGAGGCUGGAUAGGUCGUCGGACAUGGAAAUAUAACACCUGUUUGGCAUGCUGCCGCAAAGCCAACGAAACGAAACGAAGCGACCGACGAACAAGGUGGCCGAUGGAAGUCGUGGCACCGCAUGCCUCGCGAUCGACGCAAGCUCCUUACGGUACGAGCCGAGUUGCGAACGGAAACACUAGAGAAAGUCUGCAACCAAAGCAAGCCAACACAAAGGAAACCCAACGACGAAUCUAUGAAAAAGAAGCAAGAAAGCCCAAACACCAAUCAUAUCACCUAGCCAUUGUGUGCCACGUGCAUUGAUGUUUCAACAAGACACCAUGGUAUCAUAAUGUGUCUCUCAAUAUCAAUUUAUAAUUGUUUCGAAAAUUCUCUGAACAGCC
This is a messenger RNA of Pseudo-nitzschia multistriata, 2815 nucleotides long. The record is from the annotation of a GenBank genome assembly. NCBI's taxonomy places the organism in Eukaryota, Bacillariophyta, Bacillariophyceae, Bacillariales, Bacillariaceae.